Molecule: messenger RNA, 1432 nt
Organism: Dioscorea cayenensis subsp. rotundata (Guinea yam)
Lineage: Eukaryota; Viridiplantae; Streptophyta; Magnoliopsida; Dioscoreales; Dioscoreaceae
Product: rubisco accumulation factor 1, chloroplastic-like
Cellular component (GO): chloroplast
Source: RefSeq, a predicted model, not a curated record
AUAAAAAAAUCUAUGGAGAUAACAGGAUAAAGGAGUGAGCGGUCGUGAGCCCCAUGCUCUUCACUCCACCUCUCACUCUCCCCCUUCAAUGGCAAUGGCAUCAUCAUCAUCAUCCAUCCUCUCCUCCACCCCUACCUUCCACCUUCUUCUCCGUCGCUGCCGACCACCAACCCUCCCUCCGUCCCAUCUCCGCUUCCAAGCUCCCAAGUCCUCCACCCCCAACUCCUCCCGGCCAAGCCUACCAACCUUUCCGCCCUCCUCCUUCCCCUCUUCCCCCCAAGUUCCGCUCCCUCACCCCCAUCGAACGCCUCGACGUCCUCCGCGACCGUCUCGGACUCUGGCACGAUUACGCCCCUCUCAUCUCCUCCCUCCUCACCAGCGAGGGCUUCACUCCACCCUUCAUCGAGGAGAUCACCGGCAUCACCGGCGUCGAGCAAAACCGACUCGCCGUCGCCGCCCAGAUCCGCAACUCCCUCAUCUCCUCCUCCUUCGAUCCCGAUCUCCUCCCUUCUUUGAUUCUCUAGGGCGGCGCCGAACUCCUCUACGAGCUCCGCUUCCUCAACGCCACCCAGCGCUCCGCCACCGCCCGCCACAUCGCAAUCAAUCGUUUUGACGCUAAGUCCGCCCAAGAACUCGCCCGCGCCGUCAAGGAUUUCCCCCGCCGAACCGGCGACGAUGGUUGGACCUCCUUCUCCGCGGAUAGCCCCAGCGAUUGCCUCGCUUACACUUACUUACGAUUGGGCUUGGAGGCGCUCGCGACGCCGGAUCGGAUCGCGGCGCUGGAGAAGGCGUUGGAUUUAGCGGAGACGGAGUCGGCCAAGGCGCUGAUCAAGAAGGAGAUCGAGAAGGCCCUCAAGGGCGACGGCGCCAGCGAUGGCGACGAUGAGGAGGAGACAAAGUUGAGAGUCCCUGUGGUGAGGUUGAGGUACGGGGAAGUAGCGGAGACGUCAUCGGUGGCGUUGUUCCCGGUGGUGAGAGAGAUGGACGGUGCGGAAGGGGUGGAGGCGGCGCCGGCGUGGUGUAAGGCGGAGGGAGAGAUGGGAGUGGUGGCGGCGGAGAAGGGGUGGGGGAGAUGGGUGGUUUUGCCGGGGUGGGGGCCGGUGGUGGCGCUGGAGAGUGGUGUGGCGGUGGAGUUUGGGAAUGCGAAGGUGUUGCCGUGGAAGAAGGGGAGGUAUGAGAAGGAGACGGUGGUGGUGGUGGUGGACCGGCGGCGGCGAGCGGUGGAGACGGCGGAGGCGUUGUACUUGGUGGCGGGAGAGAGAGAUGAGAAGAAGGACAAGGGAAGGUUGGGAGUGAAGAGAGGUAAGGAGUUGAUAGAAAAAGGAAUUGAGGGUAGUUUGGGAAAUGUGGUUAUGGUUGUCAUGCCACCAAAAGAGGAAGAUGAUCAAUUGAGGGAUGAAGAUUGGGAUUGAGUCUGGUUUUCCCUAAUUGU